AUGAACCCCAAGCUCGGAGCAUUCUGGCGGAGGUUCGUGUUCAACGUACCAGUACCAAGAGGCAGACUAGCAAGAACUCCAGCCGAAGUGGAAUCAAUAUACUCGGAGCUAGGUGUACCAUGCAUCAUCAAGGCCCAACUCCCCCAAAGCUAUCAGGCUCAGGGUGUGUUUGAAGAUGGCCUUACAGGGAGAUUCAAGAGAGCCCGGAGUUCUGAGGAGGCAGUGGACAUGUCCAAAAGCAUGCUCGGGCGCCGUUUCAGGACAACAGAGACGGGCGACGGUGUUCUUGUUGAAAAGGUUUACGUCACCGAGAUGAUUAAAAGCCGUUGUAAAUGGCACCUAACAAUCACAUUUGACCGAGAAAGGUACUGUCCAGUCAUCAUCGCAUCGCGAACUGGCGGGGAAGCCCUAGAUCAGGAACAACCCGAGAGACUGCGUACAACCAAGUUCGGAUUGACUGAAGGGAUCACUUCAGAAGUUGUCGACAAAGUCUCCAAAGUCCUCCAAGCAAGCCCCGCAGAAAAGGAGAACCUGAGAAGCGUCCUUCAGGGGUUGUGCCAGGUUUUCAAGAGCAAAGACGUCACUUCGCUCGAAGUCUACCCUAUCAUCAACGCGAUCGAUGAGACGAUUACCUGUGUCGACACGAAGAUUACCAUAGACGAUGCAGCUAUUAAGAGACAGGAGGACAUCUUCGCUCUGAGAGAUCGGGCGCAUGACAUUGCUGAAGAGGCAGAGGCCGAGAAAUACGGUUUGGUGUACGUCAAGAUGGACGGUAACAUCGGCAACGUGGUAAACGGUGCUGGGCUCGCGAUGGCCACCAAUGACGCCAUCGCUCUUCAUGGCGGUGCCAGCGCGAACUUUCUGGACGCCGGUGGCCAGGCAACUAAGGAGACGAUGGUGAAGGCAUUUGAGAUUAUCCUGCGGGAUACCAGAGUCAAGACGAUCCUGGUCAACAUAUACGGCGGAAUCACCCGAGGUGACAUGAUUGCGGAGUCGAUCAUCGGCGCCGCAACCGAGUUGGGUCCAUUGAAGGUGCCCAUGGUAGUGCGGCUUCAGGGUACAAACUCAGAGCUGGGCCUGAAGAUGCUGGAAGAAGCGAAAAUGGGACUGCACACAGAGGCAGAUUUCGGCAAGGCAGCGCAGAAGGCAGUAGAGCUGGCUAGAUCCCCAACGUAG
Colletotrichum siamense is the source of this 1176-nucleotide messenger RNA. Its product is annotated as Succinate--CoA ligase [ADP-forming] subunit beta. Bases 1 to 1176 code for a protein of 391 amino acids. Gene Ontology annotation, molecular function: ATP binding; succinate-CoA ligase (ADP-forming) activity. The record is from RefSeq and is a predicted model, not a curated record. Gene Ontology annotation, cellular component: mitochondrion; succinate-CoA ligase complex. Gene Ontology annotation, biological process: tricarboxylic acid cycle; succinyl-CoA metabolic process. Lineage: Eukaryota; Fungi; Ascomycota; Sordariomycetes; Glomerellales; Glomerellaceae. The transcript has 5 exons.